This is a messenger RNA of Aspergillus steynii IBT 23096, 1428 nucleotides long. RefSeq lists its product as uncharacterized. NCBI's taxonomy places the organism in Eukaryota, Fungi, Ascomycota, Eurotiomycetes, Eurotiales, Aspergillaceae. The transcript is spliced from 2 exons. The record is from RefSeq and is a predicted model, not a curated record. The coding region runs from base 1 to 1428 and encodes 475 amino acids.
AUGUCGACCGCCGUUGCGUCUGCCACCGCUGCUCCGUUGGCUUCUCCGCACAUCAACCACGAUCGAAGUCCGAAAAAUUGCCCAACGCUGGCCCCCAUGAAUUCCGGCAAUCAGCCUAGCACCACCCCGCCUCGGCCGUCGGGUGCGUCUCGAGAUGGUUCUUCGACCAAAAGCUCUCCCUCCGGGAAGAAGCAAACGUCUCCUUCUUCACAGAACGGAAGCAACCCUCCUAAAGUGAUCGUCAAGAAAGAACCACCCUCGUCUCCGGCGAUGCAAACGCACACUCGUCCCCGACCCCGGAAACUAGACCUUUCCACCAGUCUUCCGACUUCCGGAGGCCUGUCAGCUCGCCCUCCAGGCGGUCCCAUGACCGCUCGAGAUGGACUUACUAUGCAAACCGUCGGUAUUGCUUGUUUGUCACCCGGGUUCCAGACCCACGAUCCCAUCAUGAGAGAACAGCUUCAGCGGAGUUUGUCCGUACGAGACCAGCAGAGGUCAAUUAUCGAGUCGCGGCUGAACAAGUCCGCUAAGGAUGACGGCCCGGAUGGUGUGAAACCGUCCGAGUCUGCGUUCGGAAUCCCCAAGACCGCUUCCUCCAAGAGGAGGCCUCCCGGCUUGUCAAUCGUUCCUCCGUCUGCCGCCCAGUUCGCCAACGAACGUGUCGUUCAAUCCGCUCCGCUGAAUCAAACCUUCACGGGAAGGCAUCAGGCUCAGCCGUUGACCCGCCAUCUGGUCAACCAGAGCCCUACACUGGGCUCGACCUCUCACAUCCAUCAUGUUCCUGCCACUCAAACGAACAACCGUCUUCCACCACUUUCCGAUGUCUUCGGAUCUGACGCAUUGGGCUCCCGUGACCGAGAGGCAAAUCGCCCUCCCUAUUAUCAAGGUGCAUCCGGCUCGAAUUCAUCCCAAUCAAAUAAUCUGCCUCCCAUGCCGUCCCCUAGAAUCCCCGCUAGUGCUACGCAGGCCUCCAACCGGCCUCGAGAAUAUCGCUCCGCCGAAGAAGCCGUCCAAGAGCUAUCGGGUGGCCGGGAGGAGCUGUUGCCGCGUAUCGUCCACUACGGAGGCCAUCAGCCCCCGACUCCGCCGUCGCCGCGUAUCGGCAACGGUCCAAAGUCCGCUAUGGCCCAGCCGGAUGCUCGGCCUAUGACGAACGCCCACGCUCCCCCACCGCCUCAGCCAACGGCGUAUCCAUCGGAGGGCACUGCUCGCCGUCGCCCUCGCAGUGAAUAUGAGCAGGACAACGGAAGUCCCCCCUUGGGCCAUGGCCCCGAGCCACACUACCGACCCAAUCCGGCUUUGGCCUCGGGCGCAGGCGCCACGUAUGGACCUUUCGGAGCAGGAAGAGACUCACCCGAAACCCAGCGGAGAAAGAAAGAGGAGUUUUUGGGCCUGUGUGCAAGAGCCUGGGAUUUGUUCCACUCUUGA